Cladocopium goreaui is the source of this 1848-nucleotide messenger RNA. The record is from the annotation of a GenBank genome assembly. NCBI's taxonomy places the organism in Eukaryota, Dinophyceae, Suessiales, Symbiodiniaceae.
AUGGUCCGCACAGUCGCCUUCCUAGCCGUGAUGAUGGUCCUGGUGAUGGCAGGCAGUGAUGAUGCACCGCCCCGGCCUCUGCUCGGCAGGGUGUUCGGUGCUGUAAUGGGCGCAGCAGCGCCAACUCGCCCACCAGUGGUGCCUGCGCCAGGGGUAGUCCCUAUGGCAGGACCAGCAGUUCCAAUGGGGCCAGCAGUUCCAGCCGGCGUCCUGCCAGCAGGACCAGCAGUUCCAGUGGGGCCAGCAGUUCCACUGGGACCAGGAAUGGUGCCAACUGGGCCUGCUCUGCCAGUAGCGCAUAUGGCUCCGACUGCGCCGAUGAUGCCAGGUGGAGCUGCGCCAAUGACGAUGACUCAUGGAGUAUGGCAAGGAGUUCCAAUUGGGCCUCCUCACCAUUAUCCUUCGCAUCUGUUUGGUGCGCCAGGAUGCGGCCAUGCGAUGACUGGUGGCGCCGGAAUGCCCGGCCAUUGCCCAGCUGCUGUGCCGCCUGACCGCUCCACAGGGACCACGCCUGCUGCUGGAGCGCCUGGUGCAGAUGCUGUGGCAAAGGCAUCUAGUAAGGCAGGCAAUGAUGUGCCUCCUGCAGACACAAGCUCAUUACCUCCUUGGCGAAGCAGCAGACGUGGUGCGACGCCGGAAGCUGUUGAAAUUGCCAGUUCGCCAAGUACUCCCGCUGCAGCCGAUCCAGGGCCUUCGGUUCCAGCACCUUCUGGCAGCGCUGUUCCUGCCGAUGCUACAGCCGAGCCAGGGGACAAGGGCAUCAAUUUUGCCCUGAGGGUUUGGGCGGUGACCGCAGUGGUGACCGCAUUGGCGGUGCAGGUAGCAGCCCUGGCGGUACCACCUACACCGGCUACCAACACAGUCACCCCUGCUGCCUCUGGCAAUCCUGCAGCAGGAUCCGGUAGCACUGCCACGGCUGUGCUUGAUGAGUUCCAGCGUCAAUUGCAAGGCUCCAAACAAGUCACUGUUAGAGAGAAGGUUCCGCUGGAGCCUGAGCUGCCUGCCUCCCAGAGCUUCUGUGGCCAAGCUCCCGCUCUCCCCUUGGGAACAUGGACGGUGGCCAGUGACUGCAGUGGUUUGUGCACAGAGGGUUUGGCUUCGAAUCUGAGUCUCUUCCAGCAGAGCUGUGGGCAGAUUGUGAUCUGUACUGCGUUGGAUUCCCGUGUCAGAGUUAUUCCAGAGCAGGUCGAAAAGGAGGCGCCCAAGAUGACCGAGGAGCCCUUAUGGCGCAUGUUCCUGCCCAAAUCGUGUUACAACGUCUAUUGGGGCAAGAUGUCUACCGUUCAGCAUGGAGGAUUACCUCACCACAGGGAUCGCUUGUACGUGGUGGGAAUUCGUGCUGACGUGCAGAUCCGGGCAUUCCAGUUCCCAACGCCUUUCCCAAGACAUAUCACUUUGGAGCAACUGUUGGGACCUGGAGUUGAACCCAAGAAGGACUUGGCAAGCAUGACUGUGGAUGCUGAUGGAUCCAUGCUGAGCAACACAGUUCGUAAGAACUUGGCGCAAUUUCAGAAAGAGGUCUCUCAAAAAAACCUCCUCCAUGCUGACUGGAUCGUCGACUGCGGCGGGUCCAAGCCAACAUACAUGUUGGGCAAGUGCCCAUGCCUGAUUCUCAGCAGGUGCAAGGGGAAACAUGGUUACUGGAGCCAAUUGCACCAAAGGUUCUUGGGCCCCAAGGAUUUUUUCUUGCUCCAAGGCAUCCCUGUGCAUUCCUACUGCUACGAUUCUUCCAAGCACACAGCUAGCACUUUGGGCGAGCUGGCUGGCAACGCAAUGAGCGUUGCAGUUGUGAGACGAAUUGUUCGCCAGAUCCUUUUGGCCAGAGGCAUCCUGGACGAAAGGGUUUAG